Molecule: messenger RNA, 903 nt
Organism: Panicum virgatum (switchgrass)
Lineage: Eukaryota; Viridiplantae; Streptophyta; Magnoliopsida; Poales; Poaceae
Product: protein FAR1-RELATED SEQUENCE 11-like
Exons: 2
Coding region: 1-903 (300 amino acids)
Biological process (GO): regulation of DNA-templated transcription
Source: RefSeq, a predicted model, not a curated record
AUGACGAAGGUGUAUUGCAUUCUCAAGAGUGCAUUUGGCAACAAUUCUGCAUCUCCGGUGACAAAAGGAGCAUUACGUAACCUGUGUGGUCAACUGAAUAAAGAGAAUGCAGAAGAAGAUGUAAAGAAGACUGUGGCUGUUUUCAACCGUUUGCAAGAAGAGGAUCCAGGAUUUGCCAAUGUGGUUGAUUUGGAUCACGAUGGAAAGAUCAAAACAAUGAUGUGGAGCAAUGGUAAAAGCAGGCACGAUUAUUUAUGCUUUGGAGAUGCGAUCACUUUUGACACCACGUACAAGACAAACAAGUAUAACAUGCCCUUUGGUUUAUUUGUUGGGGUAAACAACCAUUUUCAGUCUGUAAUAUUUGCUGGUGUGCUGAUGAGGGAUGAAACCAUUGAGAGUUUUGAGUGGGUUUUCACGCAGUUCGUGGCUCUAAUGGGAGGAAAAGCACCAAAGACAAUCCUAACAGAUCACUUUCGUUCUAUGGAAGUUGCACUAGCAAAUAAAUUUCCAGAUGUAACACACAGAUGGUGCAAGUGGCAUGUAUUUCAGACAAUCAAGUCAGAGUUAGGUCCGGCAUAUACCAAGGAGUUCAAGCAGGAAUUGAACAAGGUAUGCAAUCAUAUGCUGACACAUGAAGAGUUUGAAGCUGGAUGGGCCGAGCUGAUCAAGAAGCAUGGACUUAAGGAUAAUGUGUACUUGUCAAAUAGAUAUGACAACAGGCAUAUGUGGGCAAAGGCAUACUUCAGAGGAAAGUUUUGUGCUAAGCAAACAAGCACUCAAUGCAGUGAAAGUGCGAACCAUGUGCUUAAAAUUUUUGUUCCGCCAGCGGCACCGAUGCAUGUAUUUGUGGAGCAGUAUCAUAAGUUGUUGUGUGACUGGAAUGAGAAGGAGGUGUUGGAGUAA